UGCAUGCACUUUCUCCUUGAUGCUCCUGGAGCGCCUCUGCUAUAUCCUCAGCGUGACAGGGAGGCGCAUGCUCCCAAGCCCCCAGACGCAGCCAGCAGUCGGCGGGGAAGCCUUGAAGCAGCCCCAGUGAAGGUGCAAUGGUGAUGAGAGGGCUUUGUCUCAUCCUUUGUCUCUGUCUUCGUGUGAAUGCGCGACGCACGCGGGCAGGUACGCAGCCUCUGCAUCUGCUGCAGAUGCCAGCAUUGAGCUGCACAUGCAGUCAGCCAACAACACAAGUAUCCAGAAGGCGGCUGUGGGUGGGGACGCUCCUCCGGUGACCUAUGGGCUCAGUCUGGGUGACUUGCUGGCGCAGGGAGGGCUGAACGACGUCAUAACCACAGACAAGGUGCACACAUACACACAUACGUCAGGUCUGUCUGUGUCUCCUUCUCCGUAUGUCUGUGUGUGUGUGUGUGCGUGUCUCUCCCUUUCCCUCGUUGGGUUGCAGGGCAGCAUGAAGGCCGGCUGGGUGAUCAUUUAUCUCCUCAGUCAGCUUGGCAAGGCCAUCAAGUCUCAGCAGCCCGUGUUGGACAUAUGUAACAUCACAGGUAGGUGAGCCAGAACCCUUCAUUUGAUGCGGCUGUGUCUGUCUCACGUGCACGUCUGGCCCGCAGAAAGCACCAUUCUGUUCAACUUGCCCCCGCCGACGGGCGACCAGCAUCCAACGUGGAACAAAAACGACGUAAGCAGAUGGAUCACACGUGUCUCCACGUGUGUAUAAUGUUAGAAUGCACCAAUCCUCUGUCUGCAGCUGCUGCCACGGUCGCUGGACAUCGACACACUGACAGUGCGGCUGCACCCCCAGAACUCAUUCCACGAGAGACCCGACACUUACCCGGCUGAUGAGCCAAGACGCUUCCCCUGCUGGGACAUCAUCAGGCAGCGAGACCCCACACUCUCGACCAUAGAAGACGCGCCUGCACUUGCCAUGUAACUAACCAAAGCCACACCCACACACAGACACAGAUGACCAACGUGAUUCGAGUCUCUGAUGAUUGUCUACAGGCUGAUGUACAGGAUAGCCAGUCGAUGGGAGACUACGGAGAUCGACCCACCCGGCGAGCUCCGGGAUCUGGCUAACAUGUUCAGGCCGUCCACCGUGCUGCAGUGCCACCCAUACAUGGGAGUGCUGCGGGAGCAGAACGUCACAUGUUUCCGGUACGUCAUGAUGAAUCUCCACGACCCGAGAUACCUAUUCCACAAGACGUGCUCGCCGGAGGCGCAGAUCGAGGUGUUCGACGUGGCGGCAGAUAUCGCACUGAAUGCCACUGACAAAUGUCUACCCGCCAAUGAGACACACACACAUACACACACACACAUGAGUGGGGUGCUGUGUUGUGUUGUGUUGUUGUGUUGUGUGUGCAUCUUGUGCAGUGGAGAGCAGCAAGCAGGUGGAGUGGGUGCUGAGCUACAAGGAGAUGAUGACGCCGCUCAGGGCCAUAUGUGCAGCGCCACACGUGUACUGCCUCGCCGAACCUUAUGGUACCCUGCCGAACACAGACACAGACACAGACACAGACACACACACACAGAGAGAGAGAGAGAGACCCCUCUCGUGAGUGCCUUUGCCUGUCCACCCAUCCACAGGCGGUGACCUGCAUGGGCUGUCGUCGCUGUGGAAUGAGACAGGCCUCAAGACAAGCAUCGACUCAGCCAUCCAGAUGCAAUACGAGGCCUUCCAUGUCCGCGACAAGGACGGCACCCCCCAUCGGCUGCAGAUAAUGCACGGAGUUAAUGAGUUUGCCGUCGCAGUGCUGCUCGGCAGCGGUGCUGCCGCGACAGGCGAUGUGACAGUGGUAGAGGGCGGCUCGGGGAGACGCAUCACGCUAGACGGUGAGUAGGGACGGAGGAGCCUCCCAUCCCCUGCACAAAUCCACGUGUCUGUGCCUCUGUCUCCGCCCGUCAGGCAGGGCGGCCCCUCUGCAGGUUGUCAUCAAGGGUCCGUUAAGACGCAGUCUAGAGCCAUCCCGCUAUGGCCCAGCUCUGCUGCCGGAUGACCGACAGCAGCAGGUUGUCAAUGAAGAGCUGUUUUUGAACGAGACACAAGGUGAGCAAGUGCAGGCACCGACAACCCAUGUGUGGGUCGAUCUCCAUCCAUCCAUGUGUGUGUAUGCAGCGUAUGAGGCGUUGUGGAGCAGCCGGAAGAUAGGUGGCCUGGCUGACGAUAAGGGAAAUCUCCGCGAGACUUGGCCGAGGGUGCCUCGCUUCUACAAAAUGACGGGCGACAGAAGGACUCCUGUCCUCGACGGUCAGGCGAACAAACGCCCAUAUUCCAAAGGCACCAUCUCCGUGCGCUUGCAGAUUUCCUUGUAAUUCCCGUCUUUGACGGCACGAGCAUCUAUGACAUUCAGCGGCACACGGACCUAAAUGAGAGGAUGCAGCAGCCACCGCGGGAAGGACAGGCAGAGGGAGUGUCCCUUACCGUGGGCGUCUACCUGUUGCUGCUGCUGACUCAGGUGGCCAUAACACUGAAAGCCGAUCCCGCAAACACGUGGCACCACUGCCAACUGUAAGCUAGCUUUGUAAGCUUUGUAAGUGCACUGUCCGGAGGGUUGGGACAAACGUCCUUGUGCGUGUGGUUGGCUUGGCUGCUGCAGGCAUCCAGACAAUGUGCUGCUGCCGCGGCUGUCGGCACAAGAGCUUGAAGAGAGACAACGGUCGAACCAGCCCACCUUUUACGCCAAGACCAGAAAGCACGAUAACAUCCCACAGGUGAGGGAAGAGACAGAGACACAGAGAGCGAGAGAGAAAGGGGCACCCACCCAACCAGUGUGUCUCGAUCCCCUUGUACUGUAGGCGUUUUCUGGCUCUCUGUCCGUCAAAGAGACCAUGCGGCUCGGUCUGUCCACCAUAUUCAAAGACGACCCCACCGAGAGCUACACCGCCUUCCCCUGCAUCGAGCACCGGGGCGUCCAUCCCAAUGUGUUCAUAGGCGACGACGCCGCGCACGUGUGCGCUUCCAUUCUCAAGAUGACGGACACCAUGUGGCACCAACACCCUGCAAACAUCGACGCCGCGCGGCAGCUGUGUGUGGACAGGGAGAAGUCGUGUCUCGCUGUGGCGGUUGACGUCUUCAAUGGGACGCGGCCAGACGUGUUGCCGGCUGAGCAGGUGCAGACGGCUAUCGAGGCGUAUGGGAAGAAACAUGCACAGCGGCAGGAGGGGCCUCUGCCCUGUUCCCGCGCUGGACAGCUGGCGCUGCUGCAGAGCAUAAGGGACGCAUUGUCCCUCAUGCUCUGACCGAGCACAUGAAUUGACGUCAGAUGUCUUGAUUUGAUUCCAUCGUGUGUGCGCGCCUCUGUGUCUUGUGUCAACCUGUGUGUGGGGAUGGAUGAGCACGGCAGUGGCAGCAGUGUGAAGUGAACGCAUCGCAGUCAAAUGGAAGGACGGACCGAGGAGAGAGACGGAGACAGGGAUGGUUGUGACUGCCCUGACGAUUGUGUGUGCAGUGCAGGUGUGGCACCUGGUGACAUGUCGGUUAGAGAUUCUUACAGGGAGUGAUAAGUAGACACUAGGACUUACCUCGGACUACGACUUAGGCCGAUGGAUGGAUGGAUGCCCGGGGUAUGAGCGUGGGGUAUGUGUGUGGCAGACGGAUGGACAGAUUUGCGUGUGUCCUGUCCUGCAGUCAGUCAGU
Messenger RNA from Vitrella brassicaformis, 3676 nucleotides. Lineage: Eukaryota; Vitrellaceae. The record is from the annotation of a GenBank genome assembly.